Molecule: messenger RNA, 894 nt
Organism: Protopolystoma xenopodis
Lineage: Eukaryota; Metazoa; Platyhelminthes; Monogenea; Polystomatidea; Polystomatidae
Source: the annotation of a GenBank genome assembly
AUGCUUGAAGGAGCGUUGUCAGGCGUUCGUUGUGAAGGCGGCGUACAGGUCGCUUCAGCCUCUGUUUCUGCUUCAGCUUCAAUUUCCGUUUGCAUUUCCGUUUCUGUUUAUCCUUCUGCCUAUUUCCGAUCAGGCCAGAAGCCAGAUAAACCGAGGGAACAUGUGGGCCAACGAGGCGAUAGCGAGAGGAAAGACGGCGAAAGGAGCGCAAAAAGAGUGUGUAUCAUCGUAAGCACACUGGCCGGCGAGGUGAUGCUAAAACAACUCGGCAAGCUGUACCAGCCAAAAGGCUCUCUGGAGGCUUGUCUGGCUGGAGCCAGAAGUCUCGAGGAAAGACGUCGUAAAAGAGUGGCAAACGGGUGUGAUGAUUGUGACGGGUGUGACGCGUGUGACGAUUGUGACGGGUGUGAUGGGUGUAACGAGUGGGACGGGUGUGAUGGGUGUGACGAGUGGGACGAUUGUGACGGGUGCGACGAGUGGGACAAGUGUGACGAUUGUGAUGGGUGUGACGAGUGGGACGGGUGUGACGAUUGUGACGAGGGCUUUGAGGGCUUGAGGGACCGGAUGGCCCUGGAGAUGAAAUGGGAAACGGCACCAAACCCACCCACCCACUCGCAUACACACAAACACACACACACACACACACACACAUGGGGUAUUGUGGACAAACGCAGCAGCAAGGAGGGGUGGUGUAAAGUGAAAGAGGAGGAAUGUCACAAUCGGCGCUGCCUGUCGGCGCCAAUUGGCAACGCCGAGGCUGAUCGAGAGGAUGGCAACGGCAGACGACGCUGUACGAAAAAGCUCGGACCAGGUCAGGCCGGAAAGGACACCGUCUCGCCGGUUGCCGCCGGAGCUAAUGGAGGAGUGGCGAUGCACAUGUUCGAGCUGAUUUAG